Messenger RNA from Lasiosphaeria miniovina, 1777 nucleotides. RefSeq names its product X-domain of DnaJ-containing-domain-containing protein. The transcript is spliced from 2 exons. Gene Ontology annotation, biological process: protein import into peroxisome matrix. Bases 296 to 1741 code for a protein of 481 amino acids. Gene Ontology annotation, cellular component: cytosol. The record is from RefSeq and is a predicted model, not a curated record. NCBI's taxonomy places the organism in Eukaryota, Fungi, Ascomycota, Sordariomycetes, Sordariales, Lasiosphaeriaceae.
UGGGCUCCGCGCUACGACGUAGUUAGUGCCCAGCUAGUGCCAUAAUUUAGGCCGGCCGUGCUAGGUUGGGUCGGACGCCAAAGAUGUGGCGCGGCGUUGCGGAUACCGUCUUCUUACCAGCCCAAUGGUCGUCAAGUAGCCUAGACAAUCAUUCGCACUUCCACAUAGGGCACCUCAGCAUCCGAACAAAUUCGAGAUCUCCUCCAUUCUCUUUCUGUGUCACAAGUGGCACUGAGCUUACCGUCGUCCCCCUCGCCGUCGCACGCCGACACUGCCUCAUAGAUAUCUUGUCGCCAUGGUGGUCGACACUGCGUAUUAUGACGUUCUCGGCGUUUCGCCAACGGCUACAGAGCUCGAGAUCAAGAAGGCCUACCGAAAACUUGCUAUCAUCCACCAUCCCGACAAGAACCCAAACGACCCCAACGCACACUCGAAGUUCCAGGCUAUUGGCGAGGCCUACCAGGUGCUGUCGGACACUGAUCUGCGGAAGGCCUACGACAAGUAUGGUAAAGAGUCGGCUCGCCCUACGGAGGGCUUCGUCGACCCUGCCGAAUUCUUCACGAGCAUCUUUGGCGGCGAUGCGUUUGUUGACUGGAUUGGCGAGAUCAGCUUGAUGAAGGACCUGACGGCUACGAUGGACAUCACCAUGACCGGGGAAGGGGAAGAGGGCGCGGCUGAGGCUGCUGAAGGAGUUGCCGGACCGUCCACCACCGCCGCCGUUACUGGAGACAAUGAGUUCCCGGGGACCGAAGAUGCCAUUAAAGAGAGCCUAAAGACGGCCGCAGGCGCAGCGCCGCCGAGUGCAAAGCCCCCAGCGGUCGUAGUCGAGGACGACGUGACCCCCGGAGGAGUUUCUAACGCGCCGCCAACUUCGCCGCCGGUUGGUUCUGCAAAGAUUCCGUCGCCGUCCCCAUCACCCUCGCCAGUACCUGGAUCUGGAACUUCAACCCCGCGGGGCCGCACUCAGAUUCCAAUCCGACCGGCCCUCAUGGCAGCGUCUAAUGAGAUUACCUCUGACGAUGCAGCAUCAUCGGAUUUGAAGCGCAAGGACAAAAAGUCAAAAUCGGGCUUGACUAAGGAGCAGCGCGAGCAGCUCCUCGCAUACGAGAAGGAGCGCGCCCGUGUGCGGCAGGAACGUGUUGACACCCUCGCCCGGAAACUACUAGAUCGCAUUUCGGUGUGGACAGAGACGGACAAGGGCGCUGACGUCACCAGAGCUUUCCAAGAAAAGACGCGCCUUGAAGUUGAGGAUCUCAAGAUGGAAUCCUUUGGACUUGACAUUCUGCACGCUAUCGGUGCAACCUACGUAAGCAAGGCUACGGUGGUGUUGCGAAGCCAAAAGUUCUUUGGUAUGGGUGGCUUCUUUAGCAAAGUGAAGGACAAGGGCACGCUGGUCAAGGACACAUGGAAUACCAUUAGCAGCGCUAUUGACGCCCAGCAGACGAUGGAGGAAAUGGCGCGUAUGGAGCAGCAGGGUGGAGAGGAUUGGACCGACGAGAAGAAAGUAGAGUACGAGAGACGCGUCACAGGGAAGAUCUUGACCGCCGCAUGGAGAGGCAGCAAGUUUGAGAUCCAGAGCGUGUUGCGGGACGUCUGCGACGCGGUACUUAACGAAAAGAAGGUACCGCUUUCCAAGAGACUAGAAAGAGCGGAAGCUCUGGUCUUGAUCGGAGACAUCUGCUCAAGGGUAAAUAUUUUCGUGAUCACAGAUACAAAGUACAACCGCGGACCGUCGAGCUAACAGACAAAUUGCAGGCUGUGCGCACCCCCGAAGAAG